Molecule: messenger RNA, 2721 nt
Organism: Arxiozyma heterogenica
Lineage: Eukaryota; Fungi; Ascomycota; Saccharomycetes; Saccharomycetales; Saccharomycetaceae
Gene: SPC97
Product: gamma-tubulin-complex subunit SPC97
Exons: 1
Coding region: 1-2721 (906 amino acids)
Biological process (GO): cytoplasmic microtubule organization; microtubule nucleation; meiotic cell cycle
Cellular component (GO): spindle pole; equatorial microtubule organizing center; mitotic spindle pole body
Molecular function (GO): microtubule minus-end binding; gamma-tubulin binding
Source: RefSeq, a predicted model, not a curated record
AUGGAAAUAAGACCAGUUGAAGACCAUGUGGAAUUACUUACGGAAUCAUCUACGGUACAAAAUGUAGAACUGAAGGAUGCAUUAUUAUCAAGACAAGCAAAUUAUGAGCCACUAUCUAAUAUUAACCCCAAAUUGAUUUUAUAUCCACUGGAUAAACUAGCUGAAAUUUCUAGUAGUAAUGAUUUAAUAAGAGUUCAAGAGUCGUUGAUAGUACAUGAUUUGUUAGAGAAUUUGAUGGGUCUUAGUGGCACAUAUAUUAGAUAUAACAACGAAUAUAAUCCAUAUAAUGGUGAUGUCCCUGAAUUUAAAAUAGCUAAAAAAUUGGAUACUUCAUUAAAAGCAUUCAGUAAAAAAAUUUUACAAUAUGGCAGUUAUUUUGUAGCCUUAAAUAAUGCAAGUGAACGUUGGACAGAUAUUAAAUAUGGAGUAGUAUUACAAAGUUUAAGCUAUGAAAUCAAAAAUUUCAUUAAUGAGACUUAUUUACCUUUGUUAGUUAAUAGAUUGGAAAAAAUGUAUUUUGAAGAUCCUAAUUUUUCUAUAAGAGAAUUCAAACAAAUUCUAAAUGACUCAGAGGUCGGUAAUCAACUAACUUUGUUAUAUGAUUUUAUUACGAGGAUUGAAGAAGAGAUGAUCAAACGACAAAAUUCUGAUCUACAACAAUUGUCAAUUGACAAUUUCUUAUUGGAAAUGGAACAAUUUAAUCAAAACGAUGAUUUAACACCACUCUUUAUUGAAAGGAAAAUUUCACCAAUCGCUAAGGGUGGUGCCAUACUGAAAAUACUUUACAGAAUGAUAUUGGAAUUACUAGGUGAUUCUAAUAGUGUACUUUUUUUACAAAAUCUAUUAAUUAAGAUCAGUGAUAGUUACUAUAAAACGUUACAUGGUUGGAUGACACAAGGUGAAUUAAAUGAUUCAUGUGAUGAGUUUAUGAUUAUCGAUACUAUGCCCUAUAUAAACAAUAUCAAUAUGUCAAAUCCUAUUGAGUGUGAUAGAGUAUGGCUAACACAAUACGGUAUUAGAAAAGAUGGACUGUUGGACAAAUUUAGUCUUACCAAUGACCAUAAUAAUAAUAGCAGCAGUAGCAACAAACUGUUAUUUAAGAUUCUUUCCACUGGCAAAUUUUUAAAUGUGAUCAAAAAAAGUCUUAAUAUAAACUACAUACCUAUUACACAAGAACAAGAAGAUGAAAGAAAUGUCAAAGUAUCAAAUUUUAUGGAACUAAUGGAAGGAACUAAUUUUGAGCUUUAUGUGGAGAAAUGGUACAAUAGAGCCAAUAGAUUAUGUUUGAAAUUACUUAUUGAUGGGUACCAUUUACCAAAAAUAAUCGAUGAUUUAUCUAAAUGGUAUUUUGGUUACAAGAAUGGAUAUAAUAUAAACAUGAUAUUAAAGCAGUCAUUAGUGGAACUAACAAGGCGAUAUUCUGAGAAAUAUAGUAACAAUAUUGAAAAUAGAAUAAAAACAAAAUUUGAAAACAUUAAGAAUGAGUUAUUAUUGUCAAAUAAUGUUAAUAAUAAUAAUAAUAGUAAUAAUAGUAAUACUAAUCAUCAUCAUACUCCUACCUCUAUAGAAUAUGAGAAAGAUAAUAUAAUAUUAAAAUUAUUAACAGUCCAAUUAGAUAAAGAAUCGUUCGACGAUAUUAUAAAUCAAUACAUUAAUAGUGAAUUACAAACAAUUGGUAAUGCAAACAAAUUAAAUACAUUGGAUUCAAUUAGGGAUAUGGUAAUGCAAGAAUUUGAGACUUCAUUAAAUAAUAACAAAAAGAACAACAAUGACGAAAUGAUGAAUUCAAGAAAUGAUGGAACUGAGUUCUCGAAAAUGAACCAGACCCAGACCCAGAACCAAAAUAGAAAUGAACAAAAUAAUAUUUAUUAUAUGAAAUUUGAUAUCGGUAUACCAUAUCCAUUGAAUAUGAUAAUCAAUAGAUCAUGUAUAUUACAAUAUCAAUUAAUCAAUAGGUAUUUAAAUAUGUUAAGGUAUCAUAACAUGUUACUUGAAGAAACAUGGAUAGAGAUAAAUAAGAAUACAAUUUGGAAAUAUUCUAAUUAUAAUAAGGAUAUUAAGAAUAAAAUAAUCAAAAGAAGUCGAAUCUUACAUAAUGGGAUGAACAAUUUUAUUAAAUCUAUAAUGGAAUAUUUCAAUGAAGAUGUCAUCAAGAAUGAGAUGAAUAAAAUAGUACAAUCUUUAUCCUCAUCCCCAUCCUUCUCACCAUCCUCACUGUUUGAUAGGAUUGAUAUAAAUGAGUUACAGAGUCAAUUGGCUGAAUCAUUAACUAAUAUAUUGCAUGAUGGAUGUCUAAUUAAAUUAAUCAAAGUACAGUUACAAAUAUUUGAUAUCAUUAAUAAAUUUUGUAAAUUUUUGUUAUCAAUGAAGGAUAAGUUGAUUCAAUUAGAUUAUAAUUUAUUUACAAGAUAUCAAGAAGAGGAGAGAGAAGAGGGAAAAGAGAUGAGAAAUAGGUUAAAUUACAAUGAAGAUACCAAUUUAGUUAAGCAAUCCGAAUACAUCGAGUUUAUAGAAGUGGUGUCAAAAAGUUUCAAAGAUCAUAGACAAACGUUAAUAGAAGGAUUAUGGUAUCAUUAUGAGGGUAAGAUGCAUCCUUUGUUUAAUUAUCACCAUGGGGUCACUUCAACGAAUGAAUAUAACAAUAAUAUUGGAGUUAUUUCUCAUGGGUCUAGAUUAAUUAUGUCCACAGUCAAUGUGGGCAAGCAAGCAGUAAUGCAAUGA